AUGUGGCUGCCCAGGGUUGACGAUGCCGGGCCCGUUGCUGGAUUCGCCGGUGCGGCGCUGCUCUUCGCGACGGUUGCGCACUGGCUGUCUUCGCCAGAGUCGGAAAUGUACUCGGAGGUGGUCUGCUGGGCGGUGCUACCGGUUGUCAUCAGAUCCCUAAAUAAGCCACAGCCGAACAGGUCGCUGUCGAGGCCUGUAGUCGCUGGCAAGUCCAGGACGACGUCUUCGACGACGGCCAUGCUGUGGGGUUAUGCUGCGAAUAUUGCCAUCUAUACGUUCUUCAAGACUGAGGCUGGCCUGAUCCAAUUCAUUCCUGCAUUGACCCCUUUGUUACUCACAGUCAAGAGAUACCGCGGGUCCGAUUCGGGUUCCAAACCUCCCGAGUUGGUGACUCCCCUGGUGAACACAUACUGGGGUCCCAUCCUGGCUGGUUCUUUCUGCGUCCUAACCUUCUCCGACUGGAGUAUUCGAGCAUUUCUGCUCUGUAUCAUCCCGACGUGUUUUCUUUUCAUUGUGUAUACUACUCUUUUACCAAGGGUUGAGACAUCUACACAUCUCCCGUCCAUCAGCUUCGACAAUGCCAUUCGUCCGCUUUCUGCGCGCGUCGUCAUCCUCCUGCUGUGCAUAUGGGGAAUAGACACAAUCUUUUUCGGAUUGACUGCGACUGUCCUGACCAGUACAUUCCUUAUUGGUCUUCUGAAAGCGUUGUCUUGGUACUUUGUCAUCCAGGUCGCCCGAGAUGCUUCUUGGGUUGCUGCUCCCCUGAUCAGCACCUUCAGCAUUUCGUUUACAAACAAUCCAAUGAACGAGUCAACCGACUUCCAGGCUAUCGCUUACGUCCUGGUUUCCAUCAUUAGUCUUGGCCAACUGAUUGCUCUCUUGCCGAGACAAGCCAAAUUGAGGCUCGCGCUAUGGGCGUUUGGCCUUGCAUCGUUGAUACCCCUUUUGCUAAACAUCUGGUUGAUCCGGGAUGCGCAACAGUCGGCAAAGGCAUUUGGCCCUCAGAAAGAGCACCCCGUCGAGACCCUUGUGCGCAGCGGCAAGGCGAACUUUAAGAGUCUGCUCCAGAGGCAGUCUGGCUCAUACGCAGAGGCUGUUGAGGCAUACCGGCGUCGAUAUGAUGCCGCACCGCCUCCGGGAUUCGAAGAGUGGUAUGAGUUUGCAGUUCGCCAUAACUCGCCCAUCAUCGACGAUUUCGACGCCAUUCAUCGUGCGGUUUCGCCUUUCUGGGAGCUCAGUGGAAGACGGGUCUCUGAGACGUUGAACCAGAUUCAUUUUGCGCAAAACAGUGAGAUGUGGUUCUGCAGCGUUGAUGGUGCAUCUGCCACGACUGACUGCACUCAUGCGUAUCGAACCUUUGACAGACAUCUCAAAUAUCUGCUUGAUAGGCUCUUCCAGGGCUUGGACGGCGCGCUUCCGGACGUCAAGUUCCUCGUCAAUCAUUUUGACGAGCCACGAAUCUUGCUUCCGACAUGGGGAGCGGAAGAGGCUCGGAAUCAUCCGCAGUUUAACAUCACUGACCUAUCGCGGCGACCGAUUUGGGACGAGAUUACAAAGUUCUGUGCCUCCAAGGAAGAAGGCAGCAAAGCAAAGGCAAAGCAAUCUUCCAUACAGACGUUUGGUCUGCCUUUCGUCACGGAUCAUCCUUCUGCGAUGGAUCUGUGCGAACAUCCAGAAUACCGCAACAUGCACGGCCUCUUCAUGAGCCCCGUGUCCUUUUCUUUGGUCGAGGGGCUUAUCCCAGCUCUGUCGACCGGCUCACCGUCGACAAUGGGAGAUAUCUUGCUCCCGAGUCCUGCAUAUAUUGAAGGCGAGUUUACAUACGACGACUCAAAGGAGAUUGGCUGGGAGCAGAAGCGCAAUAACCUCUACUGGGCCGGGUCCACGACCGGCGGCUUCGCUACGGAUGCGAACUGGUCCUCGUACCAACGGCAAAGAUUUGUGAAGCUGGCGCAAAAUCUUGAGCAUGGGCAGUAUUACUAUCUGCGAGAGAUUCGAGGCGUCAUCCAGCGCGUCGCUUCGUCGUUUUUAAAUGGCCGCCUAUUUGACGUGGCAUUCACGAGAAUCUUCCAGUGCGAAAGGAGGUAUUGUAGAGACCAGAGGAGAUUCUUCAAGCCCGCCGGCUGGGCAGACAAAGACAAGGCGCUGCGCUCGCGUCUCGUCUUUGAUAUUGAUGGAAACGGGAUCAGUGGACGUUACUACAAGCUGCUGGCAUCCAAGUCGGCCCCCAUGAAGCAGACGCUCCUUAGAGAGUGGCACGACGAUCGGCUUGUGCCCUGGGUUCAUUAUAUCCCUGUCAGCCAGAGCCUGGAGGAGCUUCCGGAGCUGGUGUUUUACCUGACGUCUACCGAAGCCGGGCAGAAGCGGGCGAGGGAGAUUGCAGAGCAGGGACGGGAUUGGUUCUUCAAGGCGUUGAGGGAGGAGGAUAUGGCGGUUUACAUGUAUCGCUUGUUGUUGGAGCUGGCGAGGCUUCAGGAUACGAGCAGAGAAGCGGGAUCUGCGUGA
Trichoderma citrinoviride is the source of this 2505-nucleotide messenger RNA. RefSeq names its product glycosyltransferase family 90 protein. The transcript is spliced from 3 exons. The record is from RefSeq and is a predicted model, not a curated record. NCBI's taxonomy places the organism in Eukaryota, Fungi, Ascomycota, Sordariomycetes, Hypocreales, Hypocreaceae. The coding region runs from base 1 to 2505 and encodes 834 amino acids.